Messenger RNA from Gigantopelta aegis, 1495 nucleotides. Its product is annotated as 2-oxoglutarate-dependent dioxygenase citB-like. The record is from RefSeq and is a predicted model, not a curated record. The transcript is spliced from 2 exons. NCBI's taxonomy places the organism in Eukaryota, Metazoa, Mollusca, Gastropoda, Neomphalida, Peltospiridae. The coding region runs from base 60 to 1043 and encodes 327 amino acids. Gene Ontology annotation, molecular function: dioxygenase activity.
GUUCGCCAUAGCAAACUGCUUCAUUUAUUGGAAAUGCUGCUAGUUUCCGUAAAUAAUAGAUGAGUUCCAUUCAAAUUCCUGUAAUAGAUCUGAAAGAAGCUCAAAAUGCCAGCCAGCGUUUAGGAGUUGCCCAGAAACUUGUGAAAGCAUUGGAAACUGACGGUUUCCUUUUUCUUGACAACAUGCCUGGUGUCGACCUGAACAAACUCUUAAAAAACACCGAAUGGUUCUUUUCUAUUCCAGAGACUGAUAAGUCUCGACUGUUGAAGAAACAGUGGAACCCGCAAAAUAGUAAUCGCUAUCGUGGCUAUUUCCCACUUCAGCCGAAUUGUGCAUCUUACAAAGAAGGUUUUGAAAUGGGCGCUGAAGAUGUAGAAUUUACAGACCCGGACAUCCACCCUAUCUUCAAGGAACCAAACGUCUGGCCGCAAGCGCUGAAUAAGGGCGAUCAGUUUAAGGCCGACAUGAUACAACUAUUCUCAGCUAUGCUGAAGACCGGAAGUGAGGUGCUGCGUCUGGUUGCUAUGGGAAGCGGCCUGGACGAGAUGCUUUUUGACAAGAUGUUCAUUCCGGACACUCUUUCCACGUUGAGGUUGUUGCAUUAUCCCAAACGACCUAACCAUUUUGACAUUGCUGCUGCCACUGCUGACGAUGGGACAGUCUUGUCCUGUUCCGAACACACCGAUUCCGGCUUCGUGACUCUGUUAGCGACGUUUGAUUACCCAGGGCUUCAGAUCAAGUCAUCGGGCGGCCAGUGGUACGAAGUACCGCCGCGACCAGGCUCUCUGGUCGUCAACAUCGGAGACAUCUUGUCCCAGAUGACCGGCGGGAGGCUAAAGGCGACACGCCACAGAGUUGUCGAUCCAAAGAUCAGUCGUUACUCUGUUCCGUUUUUCUUUGAACCUCGAUACGGCGUUAACAUUAACUACCGUCUAGGUGAUUCUGAGACGAAAACCCCAGAGUCAGUUUGUGCAUAUGGUCAUUUUGUGAUUGACAAACUGAUGCAAUUUUCGGAGUAUCAAAAUACAUUCAAUGACAUGUGAUAAAAUCGUUGAUUUUCGGUAAUAUUGAAAACUACGUUGGAUUUUUGGCACACGUAAUAUUCAACUAGUUUUCUGAACAACCUCAAAGGACACAUUGUCACAAUUACAGAUGUAGGCCUACUAAGCGCCAGAUCAUUUCAUUUCAAUGCUGCCGGUGACAAAGUUUCACAUGUACGAACUUUGAACCACACUCCAGCAUUAACAAAAACGUUUGCUACCGGGCAUUUUUAAAACUGAACCAAAUAAAACAUUAUUUCAUCGAUCUGUUGACUGGCAGCCUUUUUAUGGAUAUAAUACCGGACAGUGAUUAUUGGGAGCAGUCAUAUGACAGUUUGACUCUUGUGUUAUGAAACAUUAAUUCAUACAUUUACACCCAGUGUAUUACUUCUGUGCUGGGGUAUCGUUAACAUUCACGCAUUCUACCUUAUACGGAAAUACAGUUUUGACCACAA